AGCUUAUUGUAGUUUAUCUUACCAACAACCCAAACGAAUAAAAACAACAAUCGAAUAAUAUGUUAAAUAGGAUGUGAAAGAAGAUCUGUAAAGCAUUGAAAUGAACUGAUUAUACAGCAAAUUAUUUUGAAAUAAAGAAUAAGAAAUAGAGAAAAUGUCAAAGAAGUUUGCAUCAAAGAAAAAAAGAGGGAAAGCUUUUGGUAAAUUUGGAAAUGUUGACCUGUCCAACACUAAUUCCGUUGAAAAUGUUCUGAGUUUUGGGAAAGCUUUGAAAUCUGUGAAGACCAUUGAAAAUGAUUAUACUGCAGCUAAUACAAGUAGUCAAGGAAGUCUUGUAAAGAAGAUAUCAUCUGUAACGUUAGAAAAGACACUUAAAACUUUGGAGAAAUCAGUUUUCCCAUGGAAGAGCUUAUCUACUAACUACAUAGCAUUUGUUGAGGAUUUAUAUAAUAAAUUGAAAGAUGUAAAGGAAAAUGAACCAGUCCGUUUAAACUGGACUGGUUUAGAACACUUGACUGAUGCUGUUUUUGGUUGCCUCCUUGAAAAGACUGAGUUACCAGGAUAUAAGUUUGUUAUUGGAAUAGUUCUGACUGGAUGUAAUCAGCUAACAGAUGUUGGAAUAAAAUGGAUGUCACAAUGUUUUCCUAAACUAAAGGAGGUUUCAUUAGCAGGAUGUAUAAAAGUGACAGAGACGGGUGUAUUCAAUCUGUUAGAAAACUGUUGGGACCUGAAAUCAGUAGAUCUAACUGCCACAGGAGUAAUGAUUCUACCUUGUCAAAUUGUUGGUAAAGAGGUUGAUACAGCUGGAUGUCCACUCGUCUCUCCUAGUGAAGGGUUCAUACAACAGUAUGGGGGUUUAGAUAAAAUGAAAGAACCAUCUUUCAAGAAACCAGACGAUAAGAAUGUAAUAAAAGUUUGUGUGAUUCGUCCUGAGAACUCUACAACUAGUAUAAUGCCAAUGUUUUCCAGUGAGACAAGUAAUUUAUCUGUGUCAUUUAAAGAUGGAUUUAAAUUUGAAAAAACAGACAUUACAGCUAAUAUCAUUGAAUUUGAAGAGGGUAUGAUCGAUAGAUUUGUGUCUAAGAGAUCAGUUGUCAUGGUAACUUAUGAACCUGAUGAGAAAAAAUCUGUGGAUGACAUUGUUUCUUGGUUGUUUUCUGUAUAUUGUCAAGUCUUGUCAAAGGUUUCAAGGGCAUGUGUGCUGUUUGUAGCAUUAAUGAAAGAUGACAAGACGAAGGUCGAUCAACAUUUGGCUGCAUUCCAAAUUAUGUUGAAAACAGCAAAAGAUAAACUUAUUCGACAGAAAAAGCAGUUAUUGGAACAAAAAACAACUGAGAAGUCACCUAUUACAAAGAUAGACCAGAGUAACUUCACAUACACAAAGGAAUUGAUAGAAAUGAUGGAGACACAGGAACCCAAUAUUACAUUUUUGACCUCUGUCAAAGGUCAAAAUAUUACAAAAGUCAUAGGAAGUCAAAACAGGACAGCUAGCAGUGGUAAAACUCAGAAGGAAAUGGAAGAACUUUUAGCAAAGGUUAUUCCAACUGUAGAGGCUGCUAGAUCUGGUUUAGAGGAUAUAUCUAAAGCAAGCAUUUCAGAGAUUAGAGCAUUUUAUAAUCCACCACAGCCUGUACUGGAUGUAUGUGCAUGCAUUUUGAUUCUGAAGGGUGAAAAGGACACCUCGUGGAGUGCUGCUAAGACAAUGAUGGGCAAUAGUUACUUCCUAAAAUCACUUCUAGAUUUUGAUGUAUCUACCAUUAAUCAACAGAAAUACAAUGCUGUUAAUGCAAUACUGACUGAUAAAUCUCGUAACUUGAUUGUGGAAAACCUGAAGAAAAUGUCAUCUGUAGGGGCAGUUUUUCUGAAGUUUGUAGAGGCCAUGAUGGAGUACUGGGUAGUGAUGAAAGAAAUGAAAACUCCUAAGAAAGGUUACCAUCAAUUAGCCAGAGAAAUCAAAAGAGAUAAGCUUAGCAACGGCUUAUUGGAAGAAAUACUUAGUGCUGCAGAAAGGACUUUUACACUGUAUCCAGAAUAUGAAGAAAUUUCCAGUCACAUGUACCAGUAUAUAUGCUCAGAUACUUCUAUGAAUAUGUUUAAAGGAGAUGGUAACUCUCCAAGUGGUAUUCUUUCACUAGAGGGAGCUGCACUCACUACAGCCAGAACUAUGGAAUGUUUACAUUUGUUUGGGAAGUUACUCUAUGUGUAUCAAGAUGACAGUCCAAUAGUAAUGGAUGUCAAAUGGAUGUGUAAACUGUUGUCAACGGCAACCAUGAACCAAGCCAACACAGGAAUGUUUCCUCAUGUUUCGGAGACAACUAAUGUGGUACUGAUAGAUGAUAUGGAAAAGAAAUCAACAGAACUCAAAAUAGGGGAGAAAAACUCUGUUGCCCUGUUAACCAAACUGGGACUAGGCAUGGCACACAGGAAUGCCUAUGUACCUUACAGAAACUUAGAAAAUGAACCGCCUGUAUCCAUGGACGAAUAUUUAGGCAAGGAUUCAAAAGUUCAAGAGAUUAGGUAUCAGUUUAACCUGGUUCACAGUCUGUGUACAGAUAUUAUGAACAAGAUAUUUUCGUGUACCUCCAAUAUCAGGAGACCGACCAUUUUAUGGAAGAAUGGCAUCAUUAUCUUAGAAAACCUCACUCAGAUUGCUAUUCAGCUGAAAAACUUGAAAGAAAGUCCCCAUAUAGAAGUUGUAGUGCAGACUUCCAAUAGUCAGGCUGGUGAUCUGAAAACCUUAUUACCAAAAAUCCUUCUACAUCCUGCUAAAAAGAUGAAAUUAAUUGUGGAGUAUGUCCUAACGAAUAGUGGAAUUCCUUUCAAGGUUGAAGUGAAAGAAAAGCUUAAAAACGUUCCAGAAGGUAUCUGUGGAUUCAUUGAUGGACAUAGAAUGUUUAUCCAUGACAGUGGUGCUGUGUUGUGCCAAAAGUGUGGAAUGUCCAGCAGACAGAAUGAGUUUAUGAUGGAAAUGAAGAAAAAGAUGUUGAUAUCUGACUCAGUUCAUCAAGUAGAUACACCUACAGGUGGUGAAAAAGAAAAGAUGAUAGGAGAAAGUAUUAUCGAUUCUGACAUUGUAUUUAAAGGUGUGGAAUCUGGACAAAAAUAUCCUUUCAUUGUUGUUCAGCCAAAUCUACAUCCUUUCCAUCAACCGGACAUCAGUUUUACUCCAGUGGACUUAAAUAAUGUAGAAGAUGUUCUAAUUGAACUCAGAACAUCGGUUCAGAAAGGUACAGUACUGUCAUACUCCUUCAAAACAGGCCAAGUUAAAAAUCCAGAAGAUUCAAAAGUGCAACAAGUUUACAAGAAAGACCCACUUGGAAAGACUGUUAACUUUGCAAUGUCACCAUGGCCAACCACAGAAAAAAGCAAUAUGUUUUGUAAACUGAAAUUGACAAUAAAUGGUGAAGCUCAGAUCGAAUUGAAGCUGCCGACAAAGUUGUAUAUACCAGUAUUAGUUUACCAUGGUGUUAAGUCAGCUGGCAUAAAGUCUGUUAUCAUGGUUCAUGGACAUACGCAAUCAACAGGCCAAAGUACAGAAGUAAAACCUGGGAUGAGAUUAGAAGCUUUGGAUAGAAAGACACCAAACUUUUAUUGUGUUGCUACUGUUCAAACCAUUAACACAGACGGCUCAUUCGUGAUACACUUUGAUGGUUGGACUAGCUCCUAUGACUAUGUAUGCCCUCCGGACUCUACGGAUAUACAUCCUAUAGGUUGGAUGGAUGCUAAUCAUCACAAGCUUACUGGCCUGACUGGCAAGACUAUUCAUCUACAGGAACCUUAUAAGUAUGGUAAACAAUUUGAUUGGCCAAUAUAUUGUGAAGAAGUUGGCAGUUUACCCGUUCCUUAUGAUUUUUUCAGCGAUGAGCAGAAAGAGGACUGUACAGCUGAUGAGACACUAAGAGUUUACGAUCAUCUGGGAUUAGCAAUGGUUGGUUCUAGCAAGGAUACAUCUAGUUGUUCUGUGGAAAAUAUACCUGGAUAUUUUAUAGAAAAUCAAAUGAUGCAGUUAAGAGACCAGUCAAGUGAUGAACUGAUUAGUUUCUAUAGCAACCAUCGCCAGUUUCUGUGUCUCUUACCAGAGAAAUUUGAAUUGAAAAAUCUGCGAUUUCCUUCAUUGACCUCAGUAAUGGAUAUAGAAAAACAAAAUGUCCACUUUAUAUGCCCAGGACAUAAAAUGGAGUUAUUACACAUGGUUGACCAUGCUGGACUGCCACUACAUCACUAUUUGAUAUCAUCAUCUGAAGUUGAUAUAAACCACUUGUAUGCUUAUCUAGAGAUGAUCUAUAUGGGACUUCUAUUACAACCUAGUAUCUUGCCAUCAGAACUGAUCAAUAUUUGUCCUGGUGUAGAUAUAUCAACAGAAGACAAGACAAGUAUUUCAACUAAAUUGGACCUGUUAGAGAUGGGUUUCAAGAGGAUAUUUUUCCAUUACUUCCUGUGGAUUAAUACAUACAAUCACUACCUAGUGGUUGGUAGUAACAAGAGGUCCAGGAAAAUAGAUAGGUCUACAACUCUGCCAGCAAAGAUACUCAAAGAUGAGAAAUCAGUGAAAAGUUUAAGUUCAAAGUUUCACAUAACUGGUACCUCAAAUGUUAUUAAAUGUGAAGGUCAUAGCCAAUCUAGCAUUUCUCAUGCAGAUCUCAAUGACUUUGAUUCCUCAGCUUUCAAAAGUUAUGCGAAGUUCAUGCACAAAUUUGAAUUCCAAGAUAACGGAAUUGAAGCCUUGCCUGAUAAUUUCUUCAAGAUGUUUAAAAAUUUGAACGAGCUGAAUCUAUCACAGAACAAACUUACAUCACUACCAGAAGGAUUUUCUUGCCUCACCGGGUUGGAGAGCUUAGAUGUUAGUAGCAACAACUUAUCUAAACUUCCAAACGAUUUAUCUUCUGUCAAAGAAACGUUGGAAAAUUUGAACAUAAGUUUUAAUCCAUUGGGUGGUAUUCCAGCAGAAGUCUACUCUUUGACCAACUUACAAGUUUUAGAGGCUAAUAACCUUGGUAAAAUCAAUUUGAGAGGAAUUGGAAAGUUAACGUCACUUGAGAAACUCUAUGCUGCAUCCAAUAUAGUGGAAGAAGUACCAGAAGAACUAUGUUCCCUGCCUCUCACUCACCUUGACCUUUCUGGAAUACCAUGGUUUCCAGAUUUCCUAGAGCAGAAAAUACAGCCAAAUAAGAGCACAUUCAUCACAGCCCUUAACAAUGUAACAGUGUUUAAGAUGAUGACGGAAGAGGAAAAGAAAGCUUUAUUUGUGGAGGUGGACAAAGAUGCCAAUGGGAUUCUUGAUAAAGAUGAGAUUACAUUGGUUAACAAGAUCAUCUUUGAGAUGUACCCUAGGUUUGGAAAGAAAGGACAAUACUAUCCUGAUCACAGGAAACAGGAGUACUCCCGAGAGUCAGAACCACAAGAAACUGCAGUACCCUCUGUGAUAUGGAAACUAAAAAAUCUUCAAAGUUUGAGCUUACGGUACCAUGCUUUUACUCUGGUUCCUGAUCAUGUGAAGGAGCUACUGCAAUUAGAAUCACUUGACAUAUCCCAUAAUCCAGAUAUAGAGAAGUUGUCUGGGGAACUAGGUGGACUUCCGCUACGAGAAUUACAUUUGAAUGGAUGUCCGUCACUGAGAACCCCACCAAAGGAGAUUGUCAGUCGUGGAUUCAGUGUUGUAUAUGGUUAUCUGAGGAGGCUCCAACAAGGCUCAGUAGAGUGUAAAAGAACAAAAUUAAUGGUGGUAGGACUGGGAGGUGCUGGGAAAACUAGUUUAAUACGAGCUCUAACCAACCCAGGCUAUUCCUCAUACCAUGAUUAUGGAGAAAAGAUUACUGAUGGUAUAGACAUAACAAAUUGGAAUGUCCCAGUCCCUGGAUCAAAAUCCAACAUCACUUAUAGUGUCUGGGACUUUGCUGGACAGACUGUAUAUUAUAACACACAUCAGUUCUUUCUAUCCAAUAGAGCCUGUUACCUUUUGCUAUGGAAUAUACGUCUUGGAUUUGAACAUGCUGGACUAGAUUUCUGGUUGAACUCUAUAGCUUGCCAUGCUCCUAAAGCUCCAAUCCUUGUUGUGGGAACACAUUGUGAUAAGGUGGAGAAAUCAAGGAUUCCACAGAAAGAGUUAAUGGCUACCUAUCCACAGAUUGCUGGGUUUUAUUUUGUCAGUUCUUACUCAGGAGAGGGUAUUUCCAAUUUACAUAAAUCUUUGGUGGAUGUUACACUGCAACAGAAGUAUAUGGGAGAAAGUAUUCCUGAAGCUUGGCUGUCUCUUGAAAAAUUAGUCAUGAAACAAAGAGAAAAGAAGUUAGACCUAAUUCCAUUGAGUGAUGUGAAGAAUAUGAGCAGUCAAGUUGGUAUUCUGGAUGAGGCAGAGCUGAUACAAGCAGUUCAGUUCUUACAUGACUUGGGAUCUUUGCAGUUCUUUAACACAGAGUUCCUUAGGUCACUGGUAGUAAUUGUUCCACAGUGGAUUGUAGAUGUGAUGGCAUGUGUUGUCACAGUACAUGUUGGACCCAUCCAGGAAGGCAAACUGUUACAUAAAGACAUGAAAGUUGUUUGGCAGAGCUACCCAAAGGAACUGCAUCCCUGGCUGCUUAGGUUAACAGAAGAAUUUGAUCUGACCUUCCCAUUGUCUGAUGAAGAGGCUAACCUGGUCCCUUGUCUCCUCCCUGAUGCUGUUGUAGAGGUUCCUUGGCCUGCCAUAGAAGAAGAUUCAGAUAUAAGAGAGACAAAGGCCAUAUAUAACUUCAAAUAUCUACCAGCUGGACUUUUUAAUAGAGCACAGGUAAGACUUCAUCAGUUUGCAGAGAGUGGACAAUUAUGGAAGAAGGGGAUGUUUCUGAAAAAGAACGAUCAUAUAGCUGUUAUCAGACAGAAAGGACAAACAAUUCUAGAAGUUAAAGCCCAGGGUUAUAGACCAGAGAACAUUCUGUUUCUAGUGGAUGAAGUCAUUUCCACACUGAUAGCAGAGUCUUAUUCAGGAGUUUACUAUGAUCUGAUGAUUCCCUGUAUAGAAUGUCAAAAUCUGGGUAUGGUUGAUCCCAGUAUGUUUCCAUCGUCAAAAGUACACAGAGCAGUGGAACUGAAUGCUCCAUUCUUACAGUGUGAUAAAAUGUUCCAUGUUCUCUCCAUACCAGAACUCAAAUCUCUAAUGCCACCAAACAAGACAACAGAGUUUGAUGAACAUUUACGUCGCAGUGUGUUUGAACUCAAAGAUUUAGGAGAAGAUGUUAACAUCAGUGUUAUAUUUUGUUAUUCUAAACGAAACAUUCCUGAUCUUGCCCAGGAAAACAAACUAGUACAUCCUGGUAACAUAAUGGAGGACCUUAGGAAAGAUGGUUUCAAUGUGACUAUAUGUGACAAUCCAGAAACUGCUGAUGUUGAAUCUCUGACCAUAGCAUUUAAAAGUUCUCAGGUGAUCCUGUUUGGAGUAUCAGAUGAGUUCUGUGCAGAUGAAACGUGUAAAAAAUUGUUGAUCUUUGCAAAAGAGACGCUGAAUAAACCCAUACUUCUAGUAGUUUUGGGGAGCAGUUUAAAGUUUUUGGAAACCAGUAUAGGGCUCAAUAUUGCUGAUGAGGUGUUUGUCAAAAUGACGGAUGUGGGUAGGUACGAACCAAAGAUUAAGGAACUUAAAGCAGCAUUAAAGAAAAAGAAGGGCAAAGGUGGAGCGGAUGAUAAUCCUCAGUGCUUUAUUAGUUACUGUUGGGCUAACUCAAAAGAUGCAAUUGCCAAGGGCACUGCAAAGCUAGAAGGCGCUCUAGGAUUUGGUGACCCAAGAGAACUAGCGACAAAAUUACAAGCACAGAAAAUACCUUGUUGGUUAGAUAUACAGAGAGUUGGUAAUGCUGGAUUGUUUGAUGACAUAGCCGAUGGACUGAGAAAGGCAAAGGUUAUGGUUGCAUGUGUAUCAGAUGAGUAUGCUAAUUCCAAAAAUUGUAAGAUGGAGUUCAGAUUUGCUGUUGCAAAGCUGAAGAUACCUACUAUAUUGGCAGUUGUUGGUACAGGGUAUAGCUGGGAAAGGUCAGAGAUUGGUAUGUUAGCAGUGGGGUCUAAAUGUCUCAAGAUAAAUUUACAAAUGGCAAAUGAAGCAGGAUAUUUACAACUUUUCCAAGAGAUACAAAAAUAUGUCAGCAUUGAAGAAGAAAAAUCAUCAGAAUCUGAUGUGGAAAGAAAGAAGCAUGCUUUUGGGGAAAUCUUAGAAUCUGCAGAAAGACAAUUCCUCCGUCAUUUGAUUAAAUUCAGAGAAAAGAGUUUCACAGCGGAUUAUCCUCGACUUGUGGUCAUAAAUCUGGUAGAUAAAGAGAAAAAACUAAAAGAAGAGGAAGAAAGAAAGAAAAAGGAAGAUGAAGAAAGAAAGAAAGGAGAAGAAGAGAAAAAGAAACAAGAAAAUGGAGAAAAUUCAAAGAACCAACAGGAAGAAGAAGAUGUUGAUGACAAUUCUAAAGAAGCAAGCAGAGAGGCCAACUAUUGCUUUUCACUAAUAUGUGAAAAUGAAGAGGGUUGGCAUGACGUUCCAGAGACUAUUCCUUUCCCAGAAUUCACAGAUGGAGAAGAGGAAGAGACCUAUCUGUCCAUGGCUGCACCUUAUGCUGCUAGGAUCAACUCUAUACUGAAAUACUCAGGGCAACAGAUGGCUGUCAUAGCAACUCCAGCAGGGAAGCAGCUCCAAGAAAAGCUACUAUCACAUGCCAGUGCAGUAACAAGUGAGGAUGAAGUAGAGAAGGCCUAUAACAACAUAAUAAAAGAUGUCACAGGUCUAGAUGUAGAACAUACUUACGGGGGUCUUAAAAAAACAAGUUUACUGAAUGGUAAAACACUUUGGUUGUGUGGCAAACACAGAGAGAAAGUUGGCAGUAUUACAGAACAGAGAUACAAAACUCAGCUUAAACCAACUCAGCUGGAGGAAGAAAAACCACAAAGGGAGAAAACUAUGGUUGAGGCUGUUAACAACACACCAACACAGGCAGCCGCUGGACAGAAUAAACAACCAGGAGCCUCUAGUAGUCAGAAAACACCGGAACAACUAAAGUCUCGUGUUUUCAAUGCCAGAAACAGUAAGUCACCUGGAACCAUAAAGAGACAGACUAGUCAGGCUUGUAAUAUGAUGUAGGCAAUUUUAUGCAUUGGUAAUCUUUUUAUUUUUUGGUGUAUGUAGUAAAAAUAUUUCAGAAUAGUUCUAUGUAAUUAUUAGGUUAGUCAUAAAUUAUUAAAAGAUUUGUUAUAUUUCACAAGGGUAGAUUAACACUACAUUAUUAACUCUCAGGUGAACCUAAUAUGUUAAAUGUUUUACAAUCAGCACAUUUAGUAUGGAUUUAGAUAUUUUUGUGGAUUGAUUUUGAUUGAUUAUAUGUAUGUUUAAAUCUUGUAUUUUUUGCCUUAUUGUUAUUUAGGAUAUAUUUAGUUGUAAAUACAAGUAAAUUGUAUGUGUAAAACAAUCAAUGUAAUCGUGCUGUAUCAGAUAUCUGUUAUGAUAUAUAUUAUAGUCACGGUUGCAAAGGCUAUUUCAAACCCCUAAUCUAUAUAACGUCAUAUCAUGACGUGAAAAACAUCUACUUGCAGUAUAUAAUAAAGUGUAAAUUUGUGGAUUUUUCAAUAUCACACACUGUAUCAACCUUCAACCAAAAUAAUCUCGAGAGCAGAGCUCUUGGCAUUAUAUUGUUGUCUCAAGUUGAUACAGAUGUGAUUUUGGAAAAGUCAAAUGAUUUUUAUAGCUGUCAUUCUCAAGGUGGUAGACAGGUAGUUAUUUAAAACACCAGAAUCACCCAUGCUACCGAUUUUAAGUUUUCAAAUCAAUCAUGGGAUCAUAGCAAUAGACAAAUAAAUUUCAAACAUAAUUUGCAUUGUUCAUUAUUUUGUUAUGUAUGUUCCUGCGCACAGAAUAUAUUUUGCUGUAAUUGGCACUCAAUAAAUUAUGCACUGCAAUAGCAGAUUAACAGGUACUAUACUAUAUGUAUUGCUUGAGUGAUCCAUACUGUCAGUUUUGUUGUUAGCGGAGGGAAUGGUCUAUGGGAAUUUGAGGUCAAGAAUUUAAAUCAAAAGUACAUGAUAAUUAUCACUUUUUUCAUAUUUGAAAUGAAACAAGGACAUAGAAUUAAUUGUGUAUGUUUUAUACAUUUUAUGACAUGUUGGCUGAUUAGAUGUAUAUUCAUUGCAACAAGCAAAGAGUACUUUGUGUUGUUCUGUGUGGUUUUACUUCAGGUGUGACUCAAGUUUGAAAUUUUGAUACAUGUUUUGGUUUCAAUCACAUAUGCACAUAUUUUUACAAUUUUGUAUUUUUGAGAUUUGUUUUUCCUUGAAUUGUUUGUUUGAUUGGCCACAGCGUUUUGUUGAAUGUUGCCUUAAUCCCAACUACCAGACAAUCAUUUUGAAGCUUCAUGCAUAAAUGACUAAUAAAGUAGGUUAUGUUUACACAUAAUGUUUAUACAUAACUGAAGUUUUUUGUGAUAAAGUUUGUUUUGUUUUGUUUUUGUAUUUUUUUCUUUUCUACAAGAAUUUAAAACUUUACUUUCCGUCGAUUAUAUACAAUUGUUGAUAGUCAUGUCUUUUAGUGGGAUAGUUUUUAUUCACCCUCAAAAUUAUGGCUAAUUUGUUUGUUGUUAUAAUAAAUUUAUGGAUACAAACAAUCAGUUGUGGUUUACAUUCAAAGCUGCGUAUUUUCAACCUGCUUCUCAUAACAACAUAUGAGAUGGGUUAUGUCUUUAUUUUUUAUUCACAAAGUAACACCUCACAGUGAUUUGUUUUUUUCUUCAUAUUCUAUAUUUAUGAUGUAUGUAUGUAUGUAUGUAUGUAUGUAUGUAUGUAUUUAUUUAUUUAUGUUUUCUACACAUAUUUCUAUACCUUAUUAAUAUGAUACAUUCCUCUUGUUAUUUAUGCAUAUUUGAUAUCAGAUAGUUGACAUUUUUGUAGAUUUCUGAAUUGUUUAAAUGUUUACACAUAAUGUUUAUACAUAACUGAAGUUUUUUGUGAUAAAGGUUGUUUUGUUUUGUUUUUGUAUUUUUUUCUUUUCUACAAGAAUUUAAAACUUUAUUUUCCGUCGAUUAUAUACAAUUGUUGAUAGUCAUCUCUUUUGGUGGGAUAGUUUUUAUUCACCCUCAAAAUUAUGGCUAAUUUGUUUGUUUUUAUAAUGAAUUUAUGGAUACAAACAAUCUGGUAUUAUUUGAUAAAUUUACUUAAAUAUUUGAAAUACAUUGAUUUAUAUACACAAAUCAAAAUUCUCUUCACUAUGAGUAGUAUAAUCAGUAAAAGCUUGUUUGAUAAUGAUGAAAACCCUUCUUUGCUUCUUUUAUUUUCUAUUUCCAUUUUGUCUAUUGGUCUAAAAAUACAGAUUUAAAAUUUAAACUUCUUCAGAAUAAUAAAAUAGAGAAUGGAAAUGGGGAAUGUGUCAAAGAGACAACAACCCGACCAAAGAGUAAAAAACAGCUGAAGGCCACAUUUUAAGUGAACUUCAUUUAUUGUUAGUAUUGCUGAUAUCAGUAUUUAGUUGAAUUCCCUGGAAACAUGGACAUACAAAACUGUUGGUUCCAGUACUGUUAGGUACACAUUCAUUAAUUAUUUUCAUUAUUAUGGUUUUUGCUGUGUGAAGUGUUUCCCUUAAAAAAAUGAAAAUCAUGAAAAUGUUUGGUUUGAUUUGACAAUUUCAAUUUACUUUUUUCCAAAAGUGCUUACAUUACUUAAAAUAAUGAGUAUUUUAUUUUUUAGAUAGAAGCUGAUUUUUGUUUACAAUUAAAGAAUUGCAUAACAUAAAAAUUCAUGAAAUAGAAGGAGAAGGUUCAUAAAGGCUCAAUUUUUAAUGUAAAAUUAGGUUCAGCAGUAAUUGGUGUCCUUUGGAAACAUAAACAUUUGAUAGGAAAAAAUAUUUGUUUAAUACAAAUUUGACAAUCGUUGACAAAUUCCAUCAGUAUUAAUGUCAUUGUGGCAUCAUAUGUGUCAACUUUGUUGAUAAAAUCUUUUUUUUUCGUAAUUUCUGUCAAAGUAGGAGGUGCCCAAAUGGCCUUUUUCGGCCUAUAAAAAAAUGAAGUAUUACAAAACAAUGUGAUUUUAGCUUAAAAAUAAUCAUUAAGUAUAUGUGCUAAGUUUUUGCAGUUUCAUUAUAUUUGACUUGAUAACCAAAAUUAGAAAACAGCAGAAAUAUUCCUAUUUACGGUUUUUAUGAAAAAUGAUUGUUGACCUAUCAACUAUAUAUAUGCUUUUUUCAUAAUCCAUCUUUAUUGUGUAUGUAUUUAUUUAUUUAUUUAUUAUUUUUAUAUUGUACACAUACAUGUUUUUACUUUUUUUCAAUCUAAUACAUUUCUCUUGUUAUUUAUACAUGUUUGAUAAUCAAUGGUUGACAUUUUUGUAGAUUUCUGAAUUUCUUUAAUGUUUACACAGAAUGUUUUUAAUACAUAACUGAUGUUUUUGUGAUAAAGGAUUUUUUCUUUAAAAAUAAUGAAAAGUUUACUUUCCGUCCAUUGUUUACAAUUGUUGAUAGUAAUGAUUUUUGUUAUGAGAGUUUUAUUUACCCUCAAAAUUAGAUAUGUUUCUGGUUAAAAUGAAUGUAAUGGAUACAAACAAUCUGAUAUCAUUUGAUUAAUUUACUUAUAUUAAUUAAUUUAUAUUAAAUUUAUAUUUGCAA
Messenger RNA from Mytilus californianus (California mussel), 12592 nucleotides. RefSeq lists its product as uncharacterized. Lineage: Eukaryota; Metazoa; Mollusca; Bivalvia; Mytilida; Mytilidae. The transcript is spliced from 60 exons. Gene Ontology annotation, biological process: regulation of DNA-templated transcription; signal transduction. Gene Ontology annotation, cellular component: nucleus. Gene Ontology annotation, molecular function: protein binding; calcium ion binding. Bases 155 to 9091 code for a protein of 2978 amino acids. The record is from RefSeq and is a predicted model, not a curated record.